GAAGCAAAUUUGGUUAACCAGCUCACAAGACAUAAGAAUAUCUUGUGAAUCACUGCUAAAGGACUUGGAGUGCAUAAAGCUAUAGGAUAUUGGCUACAGAGAUACAUUGAGCAGACUGAACCAAGAGAUGACAAUACUAAACCAUAUCUCAUAUUUCUAGUUCAUUUCUAUGAAGAUGAAAUCCUUGACCUUGCUGAAUUUGGAGAUCUUAGCAUCAAAAAGUACCUGAAGGUCAGAACAAAAUACGAGGUAUGCAGUAUCUCAAAGGAGGAUUAUUUGCAGUAACUCCUACUAUUUUAAUCCUUGAUCUACUUGUUAGAAGAAUUCCCUCAUCCAUUAUCACUGGGGUGAUCAUGCUGCAUGCUAGCAAGGUAAUUCCAAUGGGACCUGAGAAUUUCCUAUUCAAAAUAAUCCGUAAAGAAAAUCCCACUGCAUUUAUUAAAGUUUUAAGCGACUCUGCUUCUCAUUUGAUAGGAAUGAAAGACAAGUGCAGGGAGAUCAUGAAGAUAUGAUUUGUUGAUCAACUCUCAAUACUAGCCAGAGAAAGUCCUGACGUUGCAAUAUCUCUCCAAGCAGAUAUCAAAUAUCAGAUUUAUGAGUACGAGAUUAGUAUGAACAAAAGGAUGAGGAUAAUACAUCACAACUUAGUCGCCUUGAUAGAAACCUGCUUAGCAGUCCUCAAAGUCGAAAUGCAGCGGUUUAGAUUUAAUGAUAAGCUCUUUAGUCUUUCAAAAGCUUUUGAAGAGAAAUAUGAGCGAAGCAUUCACCAUGAAAUUGGGAAGUACAUUAACAUGCUUGGCCCAAAAUCAAAGCAAAUGAUUAUUGACAUUGGUGACUUAAAGGCUCUUCUGUAUAGAUUGAAUAACUCCUGAGGUGUAUCCUUCUUAACCUUGUGGAUGGAGAAGAGAACCCAAAAUAAGGAAGACACAAUCUUAAAGUACCAAAAUCACGAAGUACUCGAGAAAAUCACUGAAAUCGAUGUAUUAGCUAAAGAAAGAGUCUUCACAAUCUGACGAAAAGCAAUUGACCAUGAUGAAAUUAUGGAGUGACUUAGUGAUGAAGAUUUGAAUGAUGAAGUUGAAAUAAUCGCUGCACCAACAAAAAAGGAGAAGAUUAAAGUCCAACUUAGAAAUACUGACGAAGAGAGUACAGAACUGGUAGAUCCUCUUGAGCCAUGGUCUCUUGAGUCUAUUGAGAAGUUUAAUAAGGAAUCUAAUGGAUAUUGGCAGUACUACAAAAAGUCAUUCUUAAGAGUAAAUUAUUUCUUAAAAGAACUUGAAGAAGAUUUUACUGUAAAUAUCACAGGCGAGUAUACUCCAAAAUGGCAAACAGUUGUCAAGAUACUUCAGAAAAUUAACAAGCAAGCUGAAGCCGAGUACCGGGAAAUUUUUGACGAUUCUAAGCAGAAAAAUGUGUAUCGGCCUGGCAAGAAACCUUCUGAGAAAAUAUUCCAUAAGCGAAGAAUCAUGAUUGUUGUCAAAACUGAGAAAUUUAAGAGAGAUUUAGAAAGAUACCUAGCUUCAUACUUCCUUAAGAAAGAUCAAGGCAAAUCAGUUUUAGAGCUGAACUUCAAGAACCUUCUGAAUGGGGCAAAAGAUAAGAGGGAGGAGUUCUUAACCAUACCGAACCAAGCUGAUCGGAAGGUAAAGUUAGAAAACUAUUUGCUUCAUAAAUGUUGGAUUCUGUUGACUCAAAAAUUCAAUUGAUACUUCUCUAAUCUUAGUGAGAAGGUCUUCAGAUGGCGUAGAAGGAGAGAAAAAGAACUUGAUGAAGAAACCAUGACCAUGGAUAAGGAAGAAUGCAAGGCAGCUAUGGAAGAGUUUAGAGCAAUUUGUGCAGGCUCAAAGAAUCCAAAAGCUAUGACUGAUGUUGCUAUUACUGCUAUAGACCAGAAAUCCUUCAGAUACGAUAGAUUGUUUCCAAAGCUAAUCAUUGAGGUUGCUUUCAACAUGAGGCACACUGAAUUUGACUUAUUUGCUACAAACUUCAAGCCGCAUGACAUAAUCCUCUUUGAGCCAUCACUAGAACUUCUUCGAGGAGCAGAGGCUUAUAGCAGUAGACAUUUUGAUAAAAAGACCAGGAUCCCUAUAAGCAUUCAUCAAUUGUUCUUAAAAGAUAGUUCCGAGAAGUUUGUCUUCCUGAACGAGACUCAGAAAGAGAAUCGGUCUCUAAAAGAGCUCCUCUUGCUAUCCAAAUCCAAGAAGGGGUUUCCUAGCCCAGAUCCAUUCGAAGAGGAUAAGAAGAUUAUUAAGGAAAUUCAGAGAAACAACAGGAAGAGAUACGGAAUUUCAGAGAUUAAAUACCCGAAGGAAGACUCUAUCGAAACCUGGUACUCAAGGAAGCAGAUUUUAGGAGUCGACAUGAGGGAGUUUUGGAGCCAGAACCCACAUUAUUUGUAUCUAGCAGGGUUCCUAGUCAUUCCUAUGCAACUACAGGUUGGAGAUUACAUCUUGUCUAACGAAAUUGCAAUUGAAAGGAAGUCUGUAUCCACUGGGGAUUUUGAAAGCUCUCUAUGUCAUGGCAGACGGUUGUUAGAUCAGAUCAAGAACAUGGAUAGAUUCUUUAAAACUCCAAUUCUAAUGAUAGAAUUUGAUGAGUCAAUCCCCUUCACACUGAGAGAAAGAGAUUUAGAGUCUAUACAAGAGAAUGACAUAGCGCCUUCUUCAAUUAUGGUAAAAUUGGCAAUUCUUACACUCAGUUUUCCUAGAAUGCUACUUCUCUGGUCUCAAGAUUCAAGACACACAACUGAAAUUUUCUUGAAUAUUAAGAAGACUUGAGGAGACCCAGAUCUUGACAGGCUCUCAAAAGUAGGAAAGAUGAAGAAAGGACAAGGGAUCAACGAAGAAGAUGACACUCUUGAUAUUAUCUCCAGUAAGAAAAGCCAUGAUGAUGGGAAGUCCAUGCCAUAUGAACUUUUAUCCACACUUCCAGGAAUAUACUUUGACAAUGUGAAUAAGAUAGCUUCCAAAGUUGAGUCCUUGGAAGAUUUGUGCUACAGAACUAAAGAUGAAAUUGCUGACUGGAUUGGAGACCGUAAUGCUGAACGGCUCCAUUCUUUCCUCCAUAUGAACUUCAAUGAGCUCAAUGAAGAUCUAACUUAAUUUGUGAACUUUCAAUAAAACCUCA
Molecule: messenger RNA, 3126 nt
Organism: Moneuplotes crassus
Lineage: Eukaryota; Ciliophora; Spirotrichea; Euplotida; Euplotidae
Source: the annotation of a GenBank genome assembly